Messenger RNA from Saccoglossus kowalevskii, 4166 nucleotides. RefSeq lists its product as uncharacterized. NCBI's taxonomy places the organism in Eukaryota, Metazoa, Hemichordata, Enteropneusta, Harrimaniidae. The record is from RefSeq and is a predicted model, not a curated record. Gene Ontology annotation, cellular component: plasma membrane; protein-containing complex. Gene Ontology annotation, molecular function: calcium ion binding; protein binding. Gene Ontology annotation, biological process: establishment or maintenance of epithelial cell apical/basal polarity; heterophilic cell-cell adhesion.
UCCAUGUAUAAAUGGUGCUACUUGCAUUGACUUGGUAGACAGUUAUCAAUGUGAAUGUGCACCUGGAUAUGUUGGUGACAACUGUGAAACUCUUCAAGACAUGUGUAUUUCUGAUCCUUGUGAUAAUGAUGGUACAUGUAUUCCUCAAUCUAAUGGCUUUAUCUGCAGUUGUGCUCCAGGAUGGACAGGAUCUUACUGUGAAGAUAGCAUCAUGACUGCAGCGAUAAUCCAUGUGAAAAUGGUGCAACAUGUCAUGAUGAACACAUGUCAUUUAGAUGUGAAUGUCCACCUGGCUACAGUGGUCCGACAUGUGGUGAGGACGUUAAUGAGUGUCUACAAGAUGAUUUAUGUCAGAAUGGAGGUACAUGUUAUAACAGUUAUGGCGGUUACUUCUGUGAUUGUCCAGAUGGCUUUACUGGAUUGCAGUGCGAGACUAAUAUUGAUGAUUGUGAGGAAGGGCCGUGUGAGAAUGACGCAACUUGCGUAGAUCUUGUGAACGGAUACCGUUGUGAAUGCCCUCCAUUCUAUGAAGGCUUUAACUGUGAAAAGCGAAAGCUCCCUAACUUUGAUUUGUAUUUCUGCAUGGAAGACAGAGCCAGCGCACAGUCCCCUACUUUACCAUUUUCUGCCACAGUUUAUACAUACAUGUUUUGGAUCCGAUAUGCUUGUGAAGAUGAGAACUCAAAUGCCACUCCAUUCCAACUUUUGGAGUCAGAGAAUGCUGAUAUGAGUGACUAUAAUGUGCGACAUGAAAUACCGACAAGCAGUUCAUUUAAAAUACUGGAAGAUACCAAAUGGCACCAUGUAGCUAUGUCUUGGAGUUCCGCCAGUGGUGAUCUGCAUUGGUACAUUGAUGGAUCUGAGGUACUGAGUAGAGAAAAUGUGGAUACUGGAGUCACCACUCCAACAUGGUUGAAGAUCUUCUUUGGACGACCAUAUGAAUCAACUACUAACACGAAGGCAUUCCACGGUGAAAUCAGUCAGUUCAAUAUGUACAGCCGUGAGUGGUCAGCUGAGGAGAUAUACAAUGCAUCCAAUGACUGCUCCAAGCGAGAUGAACUUGGAGAUAUUGUAGACUGGGUAUAUUGUUCUUAUCUGUUGGUUGGCUGUUCACACGUUAUUAGACCUUCUAUCUGUGGUGACAGUUCCUGUCCAGCUGAUGACAUUUAUAGAGGAUGUGCCUGCACAGACAAAGAACCACCAGAAGUUAUUGAAUGCCCAGAUGUUGUUCGAAUUGUUGAUCCAGAAAACCACCUUGUACCAUGUGACUAUGAGGAGCCAUCUUUCCUUGAUAACGUUGGUGUUGCUGAUAUGACAUGUUCCAUUGUUCGUGGAACCACUUUAGCAUGGGGUGUUUACUACGUAAAUUGUAUUGCUACUGAUGAAGCAGGAAACUCUGCAGUAUGUGGAUUCUCUCUCUAUAUUAUUCCAUUUGACUGUGAAGACCCAGCACCACCAAUUAAAGGUAGCAAGACCUGUGACAUGUGGCACAGUGGUCAUUUUUGUAAUAUUGCCUGCAAUGCUGGACAUGAAUUCAGUGAAUUACCAAAACCAUUUUAUGUAUGUGGAAACGACGGAUCUUGGGAUCCAGCCAAUCCUGAUGAACCAUUUGUCUUCCCUGGAUGUUCAAGAACUGACCCUGCAGAUGCUCUAUGUGAAGGAAGCAUCAUGUAUACAGUGAGUGACUGUAACCCUGAAGAUCCUUAUGGUUUGGAAGAACCAAAUAGUUUGCUUCGGCAAGCAUUCAUUGACCGCAUGACCUUUGCUGAUACAAUGUAUGGUAUCUGUGGUGGCACUGGCUGUGAUUUCACCAAUACUGUAAUUACCUGUGAUGAGGUAUCAAACAGACGCAAACGUCAAGCGGAUCAGACAUCAGCAGAAAUAGCAUUUGCUUUCAAUUCCAGUACAUCUGCAAAUGAUGGAAGCAGCAUAGAUAAUACCUUGGAGACUGCAGCAUUUAAUGGUGAUCUUAAUGCCCCUGGAUUUACAGCUGAUCCAAACACUAUUGAUUCUACAACAAGUUUCUCCUGUCCAGAAGGUCGAAUAUUAAAUGGUGAAAGUUGUGUGUAUUGUGCUGAGGGAGAGUUUCACAAUGUGACAGAAGAUGAGUGUCAGAAAUGUCCAAAAGGUAGCUACCAAAGUGAAGAAGGCAAAGUUUCUUGUAACCAAUGUGGUGAACAGAAGACUACAGCUGGGAAAGGAGCCACAUCAGCGAGUGAAUGUCUUGUUAGCUGCAAUGUUGGCUAUGCUAAUAAAGAUGGCCGCUGUCAGCCUUGUCAGAUUGGUAUGUACCAAGAUGAACCCGCUAAAUUCUCAUGUAAAGCGUGCCCUAGUGGGAUGUCCACUGCCAAUGCCGCUAGUAUAUCUCUUGAUGAUUGUGAAGUGAAGUGCAUGCAAGCUGGUAAACAACUUGGAGUGAGUGGUAACUGUGAACCAUGUCCUGUUGGUACCUAUGGUUUACAGGGUGUAACAUCUUGUGCACGGUGUCCAUAUGGAUUUACAACCUCUGUGACCGGUGCUGUUUCAGCUGAUGAAUGCAAUGUUGUUGAGUGUAACAGUGGUAGUUACAAAAAACGACCUAGUGAUAAUUGUGAACCAUGUCCUAUUGGUGAAUAUCAGUCACGUCUUGGUGCAUCUUACUGUUACAAGUGUCCACCUCAUUACACCACCAGUACCGUUGGUAGCGUCAGAGAAGAACAGUGUUACAUAUGUGAAGAAGGAGUGCAGUGCAAUCCAGAUCCAUGUGAAAACAACUACUGUGGGAAUGAUGGUACAUGUAGUGUUGAUAGAUUGGGUGAACCAGUCUGUGAAUGUAUAAAUGGUGCUAGCGGAGACAGAUGUCAAGUUGCUGAACUUUGCAACAACUACUGUGAGAAUGAAGGUGUUUGUAGCAUUGAUAGUCGCGGCUAUCCCGCAUGUAGCUGUGAAUCAGAGUGGACCGGGGAUAGAUGUCAUUUGGAGGCAAAGAAAUUUGGUGGUCGAUCCAUUACAAACAAGAAACAGUUAGCUGGUAUUGUUGGUGGAUCGUUGACUGCAGUCAUUGUCCUUAUUAGUAUAGCAUACUUCCUGACAGUCAGACACCUGAAAAAGAAACGUGGUCCACUGUACCCGAGUGAACCACCCCCAGAGUAUAAAACUCAUAUUAUGUAUGACAAUGCUAUAUACGAUGAAGUGGAAGACUUUAAAAAACCUGGUGAGCUAGAAUCUGAACCCCAGUCACAGGCAGCUGUCGACAAACAAAUUUAUCAUUACAAUUACGCGUACCAAGAAGAGAAAGAACCGCAGCCAUCCACAUCGGGUUCUUCUGGGAAUUCUACUCCAAAGCAGCUACCAACUCAAGGUGAUGUACAUGUUGAUGUAACAACACCUGGUGGAGUACGGUUCGAUUCUUAGAUACAAGAAGUGAUGAAGAAAUAGGAAUCAUUGGAAGUACGUCUGUAGCAGCUACAUGUAUAUAGCAUUGUUGGAGAAAAAGAAAGGACUGGUUGUCAUACAAAAAUUCAAUAAAUCUAAAAUGAUAAAUGCAGAUUCAUUUCUUUAUCAAAACAUAAUUAAAAUUUUCUCCUUGCUUAAUAGUGGGUGCAAUAUUAACUAUGUUUAGAUUCAUUCUCCAACUUAUUGUGGUAUAACAAUAGUCUUGACUAUUCACUCACGAAAUGAGUUUAUUUUUCAUCAUUUUAUACUGCUAUUAUUAUGGCAAAUAAUUUUGUUUUUGAUAAAGACUGAUUAGAUACCUUGUCAUAAAAAUGUGAAGUAUGUUAAACCCACAAUUUGGCAGGGUAGUUAAUACCAUCUACCUAAGUAGUCUCCAUUAUUAUAUUUUUAAAUAUACAAUACAUAUCAACAUUACAUAUCCCUUAACUUGUAUAUUAUAUCCAUGCAUUUUGUAAUUUAGUGUCUUCAUUGAUGUAUAUAUUUAUAUCUGUUCAUAUGUGUAGCGUAACAUUAGUUGCCAUAUAACCUGAUGUUUACCAUUGUUGCUCAGCAAAGAGUUUGCAAUAUUCAUUGGAGUCCAUGAAAAAAUCCUGUCCAAAUUAGGAAGCAUUUUCCCAUCCUUUAUUGUGUUCAAAGAUGGAUACAAUUAUUUAAAUUUACUUACCGGUAUAAUUAACAUAUAUAACACCAUGUGCAACUAUGCUCAAUAAAGCAGUUUAGAUUUUUGUAGA